CUUCCUGCAGGCGCCCUGGGUGCCUCCAUACCGUGCCCGCAGCAACACUCGCAGGCCGAGCUGGGCUGUGCCGUGGUGGGUGAGCUCAGGCUGCUGCUGAGCUGCGACUGGAGCCGUCGGCGAUCUCCACGGCUUACCGGAAUUGUCCCCGUAGCUGUUAACGAGGGAGGUGGAUCCAGAUCUCGCCUAGGAGCCGAGACGUGCGGGUGCCACCGCUGUGUCGCGUUAAGUUUAGAAGAGAGGGUGUUUCUGUUGUGUACUUCUAUGGUGGCCAAGCUCCUACGUUGACACUUGCUUUGUAAUUCCAUGGUAAGACAGCUUCUGAAAGUGUCAGUGUGGUUGCAGCAUCGUCUGGAUCCAGAGGUCACUUUUAAGAAAAUGUGGACUGUUAGAAGUCUUUGUAGUGCUCAAAUGCAGUUGCUUCACUUGAAGAAAGGCAAAAUAUGUAGUUGCAUGUUUCCAAAAACUCAGCAGUUAUGGAUUGGAAUUCUCAACUACUGUACCACAACAGCACCACGUAACAGAGCUCAAUCUCAGGUUUCCAAGUUAAAUGAUAAGCAAUCAGUAGUAGAUAAAAGAAUGUCUACUAGUGCUAAAGCAGCUGCUGGAAAAAGUCCUGGUGAAGUGUGUGAUGGAUGGCAACAUUCGAUAGAAGCAAAAAUGAAACACAUCAAUCUGUCAUUUGCAGCUUGUGGUUUUCUGGGUAUUUACCACUUGGGGGCAGCAGCUGCUUUUUGCAAGCAUGGUAAGAAGUUACUGGGAGUUGUGAAAGCUUUUGCGGGAGCUUCUGCGGGAUCUCUGGCUGCCACUGUCUUGUUAACUGUACCAGAAAAUAUAGAGAAAAGUAAGCAGUUUGCCUAUGGAUUUGCAGAGGAAGUUAGAAAAUUGGACUUCGGUGCUGUAACGCCUGGUUAUGAUUUUAUGAAAACACUUAGGGAAGGCAUAGAGUCUAUUCUUCCCUCAAAUGCUCAUGAGAUUGCUGAGAACCGUCUCUAUGUGUCAGUCACUAACACCAAAACGGGGGAAAAUCACUUGGUUUCCAAUUUUGCCUCUAGGGAGGACCUCAUUAAGGUCCUGCUAGCAAGUAGUUUUGUACCAAUAUAUGCAGGAAUUAAGGCAGUGGAAUAUAAAGGAGAGAAGUGGGUUGAUGGUGGCCUUACCAACGGCCUUCCUAUCUUGCCUGUUGGAAGGACUGUGACAAUUUCCCCUUUCAGCGGUCGAUUAGAUAUCUGUCCACAAGAUAAAGGCCGUAUGGAUCUCUACCUUAAACUUGCAAAACAAGACAUAAUGCUGUCUCUGGCCAACCUAGUAAGACUUAAUCAAGCUUUCUUCCCACCAAACCAGGAGAGAAUGGAAUCGUUUUACCAAAAUGGAUUUGAUGAUACUGUACGUUUUUUACUGAAAGAAAACUGGUUUGAAUAGAUGGCACAUUGAAAAUUAACAAAACCUGAUGGCUGUCAAAACACUGCAGAGUCUUGGCAAUUGUUGUCUCAGUUCUUGUUUAGGAACAUCAAACUCCAAAUGGAAUUGCAUCUGCUUCGGCUGAGAAAGUAUCUGCCCCACUCCAAAGACCUGUGUAAACAUGUCAGAAUGGGAAUUGUGCUUGCCUGGUAGCUUGUCUUUGCUUCAACUGAGGACCUGAGCGUGGAACUUUUGCAAAGCUUGAGUGAUCAUAGGUACAGAAGAUUGGAAGAGUCUUUGUGUUAUUUGAGAGACAAAUCAAAAUUGUGCCAUGAAAAAUUCCAAACCUGUGUUGCUCACUCUAACAGUUGCACAUGCUGAUUAGCUGAUGCAAUAUUACUGAUCUGAUACAUAUCGUGCACUUGAAUACUUAGCCCUACCCACAAGAAAUAAAAUAUUUGCACUCUUUGAUAUGUAUAUUUUUUAACCUUGACUUUUCAGUUAAUGUGAUCUUCUAAAAUGUGAUAUACUAGCUGAAAUUUGUGACUGAAGUCUGAUGACUGAAUGCAAAAUUACCUUGUAAAGAAGGAUGUAAGAAAUAGUUAUAUUUAUUAUGUUUUCUUCCUCUGCUAAAAUAGAAUAAAUUUAUUUUCUUGGAA
Messenger RNA from Pogoniulus pusillus (Red-fronted tinkerbird), 2060 nucleotides. RefSeq names its product patatin like phospholipase domain containing 4 (gene PNPLA4). The record is from RefSeq and is a predicted model, not a curated record. Bases 307 to 1422 code for a protein of 371 amino acids. Gene Ontology annotation, biological process: lipid homeostasis; triglyceride catabolic process. Gene Ontology annotation, cellular component: cytoplasm; membrane; lipid droplet. Lineage: Eukaryota; Metazoa; Chordata; Aves; Piciformes; Lybiidae. Gene Ontology annotation, molecular function: triacylglycerol lipase activity; retinyl-palmitate esterase activity. The transcript is spliced from 9 exons.